UACUUGACCCCUUCCCUCUCUCUUUCUUUCUCUUUAGACCAAACUGACGAUCCAAAACCCAUAUCCCCCCAUAACUUGUUUUCUUCUCAUCUUCUUCUUCUUUCUUCUCUCUGCUUCUCUCCCAAACCGUCAACAAGAACACCAAGAAACCAUACCAAAAUUAACCCUUUCCUUUACCCACAAGAUUGAAGAAGCAUGCCAAUUUCAGCUCCAAUUUUGUGGGUGUCACCACAAAUCUGCUGCUUUCUGCUCAAGCCUGGUUCACUGAACAAGAUGAAGAAGAAUUAAAGCAACCCACAGAAAAAAAGAGAGAGACACAGACACCCAAGAAAGAAAAAGAAAGUAAAGAAGGUGAAAAAAGAGCAUAAAAAUUUGAUAUGGACACCCAUUCUCUCCCUCCUCCUUUCCAUACAAGAGAUUUCCACCUGCAGCAUCAUCCCCAGUUCCACCACCACCAGCAGCAGAAUUCGGAAGACGAGCAAACCGGCAGCAGCGGCCUCAACAACAAGGGCCAGAAAAGAGAGCGAGAUAUUGACAAUGACAGCGGCGGCAAUGGCGGCGAUUUAGGCAAAGAACUCAAUGUCACCAUCUCCGGCGGUGAUGGAUCAGAAAUGACCCGAAGACCCCGCGGAAGACCCGCCGGAUCCAAGAACAAGCCCAAGCCCCCCAUCAUCAUCACCCGCGACAGCGCCAACGCGCUCCGCACCCACGUCAUGGAGGUUGCCGACGGCUGCGACAUAGUGGAGAGUGUUGCCACCUUUGCUCGCAGGCGCCAGAGAGGUGUCUGCAUUAUGAGCGGGACGGGCACCGUCACGAAUGUGACAAUCAGACAGCCCGCCUCUCCCGGGUCCAUCGUGACUUUACAUGGCCGAUUCGAGAUCUUGUCACUGGCCGGGUCUUUUCUACCUCCGCCAGCCCCGCCUGCCGCGACGGGGUUGACCAUAUAUCUGGCAGGCGGGGGCGGGCAAGUUGUAGGUGGAAGUGUUGUUGGGACGCUAAUUGCGUCCGGGCCUGUUGUGAUCAUGGCGGCUUCGUUUAGCAACGCGGCAUAUGAGCGGCUUCCUCUGGAGGAAGACGAGGGUCAGCUGCCAAUGCAAGGUGGCGGCGGAGGUAGCCUUGGCUCUCCAAGCGGAGUUGGUCAUCAGCAACAGCAGCAACAUCAACAGCAACAACAACAGCAACAACUUUUGGCUGAAGCUGCAAAUACAAAUGCGCCUCUUUUUCAUGGUUUACCUCCCAAUCUCCUGAAUUCCAUGCAAUUGCCAGCUGAGGCGGCCUACUGGGCUACCGGCCGCCCACCAUACUAACCAUGGAACCCGCCGUAUCGGUAUCAGAUCAUAUCACGAGUUCAUUCACUUUGCCAUCAUCACCUACAUCUUACCAAGAUGUUUUCAUCACCUGCUAUGUAGCUAGGGAGUAGCUAGCUAUAUGGAUAGAAGAAGAAUUUGGUUUGUCGAUCAGCAUUUCAGAUUUUUAGUAUGUUUCCUUCUUUUUUUUUUUUUUUUU
Messenger RNA from Prunus dulcis (almond), 1506 nucleotides. Its product is annotated as AT-hook motif nuclear-localized protein 24. Bases 378 to 1307 code for a protein of 309 amino acids. NCBI's taxonomy places the organism in Eukaryota, Viridiplantae, Streptophyta, Magnoliopsida, Rosales, Rosaceae. Gene Ontology annotation, cellular component: nucleus. Gene Ontology annotation, biological process: vegetative to reproductive phase transition of meristem. The transcript has 2 exons. The record is from RefSeq and is a predicted model, not a curated record. Gene Ontology annotation, molecular function: minor groove of adenine-thymine-rich DNA binding; DNA-binding transcription factor activity.